ACGGUGCACUAGGUGGCUCGCUGCCUUCGUCUCCGACCAAGUUUCUGGCCUUGUACUGGUCAUCAUCUGUAGUGGCGUCAACGCUGGCGACAUUCAUGGAGGGCUGCCUGACGUGCCCCAAGGACUGGAUGGAAUGGGAGGACUGGACAUGCAAUUCGGAGCCAUGGGAGGAGCUGGUGGCCCAGGUCCAAUGGGAGAAUUGGGGCCACAUGGCGGUCCCUAUGACGGCGCAGGCCCGGGUGGCCCUGGGCCCGAUAUCCCUCCUAACGUUCUCGAUAAAAGAGGCUACGGAGAGCCCGAGGCAGGACCCAACGGCGACUAUGGUGGCUUUGAUGGCCCAGGCGGACCAGGCCAGGGUCUACGUCUCGACAUCGGCAUGGAACAAGGCGGACCUGGUCACGCUGGGCCUGGUGGCACCAGCGGGCUCGACAGUGCUGCUAGCCACGAAGGACCCUUUGGGUUCGGAGGCCUAGGUGGGCUCGGCAGCCACGGUGGCUUGGGCUUUCUCGGUGGCUUGGGCGGCGCUGGUGGCUUCGAUGGUUUUGGUGGUCUAGGUGGCCAUCGCAGCAGUAUCGGCCAAGGUGGACUUGGAGGCGAACAUGGCGCGCAGCUUGGUGCUGGUGGAAUUGGUGGACAUGGGGGUGAACUUGGUGGUUUCGCUAGUCAGAGACUUGGACAAAGUGGAUACAGUGGAAAUGGUUUACUUGGACUUGGAGGUAUGGGCGCUAUGGGUGGUUUUGUUGGCCUUGAAAAACAAGGCAUGUCUUUUGGAGCUGGAGGACCCUCAGGAGGAUUGCAUGCAUUUGCUGGUGGAAAUGGAGUCAAUGGACUCGACUCGAGAGGAGGUGUGAACGGUGGUUCUGCUGGUGGAAACGGUGGUUAUGGGGGAAUUGACAGUAAAGGCAGUGCAGCGGGCGGACAGAGGGACGGAGGUCAAGGAGGUGCGUAUGGUGGCCAAGAAUACAGAGCAGGUGGAGGUGGUGGUUACAGCGGCACCAGCGGUCUUGCUAACGAAGGCGGCGGGCAAGGAGGAGGCUAUGGAGGACUUCGUGGCUAUGCUGGAGAGCGCGGAGCUUUAACAGGAGGCUACGGAGACCUACGUGCGAAAGGUGGAGCUGGCGGUUUUGGUCGCCAAGGUGGACAUAAUGGCGGAAAUGGAGGAUUCGGACAGGGGUACGGAGGCCAAGCAUCCAAUGCAGGUGCAAGUGGCGGCUUCAGUGGAACUGGUGGAUAUGCCAGUGGAGGAGGAAAUCUUGGUGGCAGCUAUGGGUCUGGUGCAUAUGCUGGCGGAAGCGGAGGAGAUCGAGGAGGCGAAAGCCUUGGCAGUGGCUACGGCGGUUCUGGUGGAUAUACCGGAGGAAGUGGAGGAGGCGGAACUGGAGGCCUUGGCGGUGGAUACGGCGGUUCUGGUGUAUACGGCGGAGGAGGAGGAGGCCUUGGUGGGGAUUACAGUGGUUCUGGUGGAUAUGCCGGAGGAGGUGGAGGUCUUGGUGGCGGCUACGGCGGUUCUGGUGGAUACGCUGGAGGAGGAGGAGGAGGAGGUCUUAGUGGCGGCUACGGCGGUUCUGGUGGAUACACCGGAGGAGGUGGAGGAGCAGGAGGCGGAGGUCUUAGUGGCGGCUACGGCGGUUCUGGUGGAUAUGCCGGAGGAGGUGGAGGAGCAGGAGGCGGAGGCCUUGGUGGCGGCUACGGCAGUUCUGGUGGAUAUACCGGAGGAGGUGGAGGAGGCGGCGGUGGAUACGCCGGGCCUGGUGGAUAUUCGGAUGAAGGAGGAGCCGAAGGUCUCGGUGGUGGUGGCUACGGUGGUCAAGAUGCAAAAGGUGGUGGAGAUGUUAGCUACCGAGGAUCUGCUAUGCUAUCAUACCAAUAUGGAGGGCUUGGAGGGAGUUACCUUCCGAGUAGUGGUACGAAUGGAAAAGGUGCUGCAUUUGGUACGUCUGGCGGUGGUGGUGGUGGAAGCAAGGGACAAAGCGGUAGUGGUCGAAAAGGCCGCAGCUUCGAUAACUCUGGAAAAAAGGGCAGCAAGGGAGGCAAGAGUCAGGACGACGCUAGAGAUGACGUAAGCGGUGACGUUAGUGGGCUCACAGAAGCAGAGAUAAAGCUCAGGCAAGCGCAAAUAAUACGCCUUGCCCGAUUUACAGCACUUCAAGCGACCGCGCGGAUGUCUGAUGAACUUGGACAAGGCGUUGUUUUCCUGCCAGCUGUUGCAACAGGCACCGCUGGCCUAGGACACCUAGGCUCAAGCGCUGUGAGUCUGAAUGACGCCGGAGCUGGCCUCCCAGGUCUCGGCCUUUCUGGCGUCGGAGAUCUCGGUGCAGGCGCAAGUCUUGGUGCUGUGAGUUUGGGUCUCAGUGCCGAAGGCGCUGCUUUUAAUGGAGGUGUCGGCCACGGUGGUGGAGCAGCGGGUGUCGUCGCCGCUUUGCCUGUUCCCGUAUCGGUGGCUGUGGAAAAGGGAGAAUUCGCCAAGGAGGAGGCCUUGCAGGACCCGUACCAUUAUUACAAGUUCAUGGACAGUAUGCCCACGGCAAAGGCCGUCAACUACCCAGUCUUCAAGCUCCAUCACAACUUUGGGCCCGACGUAUCCGUCAGCCACUCGGUGAAGCAUGUUGGCAACGGUUUUGUGUAUGGCCAUCCCCACAACAAUGUCCAAGGUUUCGGUGUUGGGCUAGGCAUAAGGAUUCCAAUUUUGGGACUGGGUGUAGAGUACUCCAAAAAGAUCAAGCGGCUUCAUCAUUAGCGAACAUUAUAGGUAGGUUCUAUGAACUCCUUGUACAUGACAUCGUCCUAAACUCAUUUUGCAUCAAAAUAAAACGCAUUCGCAGCCCUAAUAAAACUGUCUAUCACACGUAAUAACAACUCCUAGGUGAUGCCUAUGCUCGAAAGAUCGUCACAUUCUAUUUCACUCUAGAAUAACGCCUUCAGAAAUUGCACCCCGCCAAAUCAUCAUUCUCUGUUCAUCGCAGAAACCUACAGUGGCUGUACAGGCUUUCUCUCCACUUAUUCGUCGAUACAUGCUAUUCACAAAAAUGCGCGUGCAGCACGUAAGCGGAGCUGAACCAACAACUAUCAUUCGCUAGAAUACCGAUAGAGUUAUGAAGCAAAGUGUGUUACUUUUUAUUCAUACGGUGAUGCUUCACAUGACGGUACUACAAAUAAAUAAGUCUUUAUCGGAA
Messenger RNA from Dermacentor andersoni, 3173 nucleotides. RefSeq lists its product as uncharacterized. The record is from RefSeq and is a predicted model, not a curated record. Lineage: Eukaryota; Metazoa; Arthropoda; Arachnida; Ixodida; Ixodidae.